Messenger RNA from Sclerotinia sclerotiorum 1980 UF-70, 1209 nucleotides. RefSeq lists its product as hypothetical. Gene Ontology annotation, biological process: endoplasmic reticulum to Golgi vesicle-mediated transport; protein localization to phagophore assembly site. Gene Ontology annotation, cellular component: TRAPPIII protein complex; phagophore assembly site; cytoplasmic vesicle. Bases 1 to 1209 code for a protein of 402 amino acids. Lineage: Eukaryota; Fungi; Ascomycota; Leotiomycetes; Helotiales; Sclerotiniaceae. The transcript has a single exon. The record is from RefSeq and is a predicted model, not a curated record.
AUGGCCGAGAUACAAGCGCGAGAGUCCCAAGAAGAUCCCGAAGAUUCAUUUCCGUGUAUAUAUGAAUCUGAUACCACCGCUAUUAAAACAUUUAUUCGAGAGAUGGUCACUCAAUCUGUUGUACCAUCGAUGGAAAGAUGUGUGGCAACGUGGAACGAUCAGGUAGCUUCGCGGCGAAGGGGUAUAAGCGGAAAAUUUAUGAGUUUAUCUAAGACUUUGAAGUGGGGAUCGUUUGGUUCUAGCUCACGAAGUACUUCCACAAAUUCGAUGGGAUCUGGUAGUAAUUAUGAUGCCUUGCAAGGGUUUUAUCGACCGGAUUCGCCUGAAGCAUUAAUGCGGAAACUGGCAGACUACUCGUUCAUGCUUCGAGAUUGGAAAUUGGCUCAGCAAAUUUAUGACUUUUUGCGGUCCGAUUUCACUAAUGAUAAAGCAUGGAAGUAUCAUGCAGCAGCGAAUGAAAUGGCCGCUAUUAGUACCCUCAUGAUGCCUAAUGCUAUAAGCGCCAAAACACGUACGGAAACGAUCGAUUUGAUGCUCGAGACUUCAUCGUAUUCAUAUAUGACGCGAUGCAGUGCCCCAUAUGGAGCCCUACGCUGCUUGACGCUUGGAAUGGAGCUUCUUAGAGUGAGAGGUGGUUCAGCUACAGGCGAUGCAGCAAGAUGGGGCUCUAGACUUCUUGAACACAAAAUUGUGGGUCCUAUUGGGGAUUCAUUGUUCAAGGAACGUGUCGCGGUAUGUUAUGGGUCGAAGAAGGGGCAUGGAGUUGGUCUUUGGGGUAACAGAACGAGGAAAUCUGCUAUGUGGAGUAUCAUGGCAGCUGAAGGUUGGCUCAGCCUGGACAAGCCCCAUCAAUCGAAAAAGAGUCUGGAUGAUGCUCUUGCGAAAUAUGCCACAUUGACGAAUAAAGAUGGUCUGAUGUAUUUCUCGGAAGCGAAUGGAUUCAUUCAAAAUCUUGAGAAUGAGAUCGAAAAUACUUUAUACCCAAUUACCGAGUCACAGGCAACAAUCAUGCCAGACGACGAUGGAAUAGAAACAACAAUGGGAGAAGAAAGUGAAGCUUUUAAUUCUCGUCCACAUCGAAGAAGCCUAGUGGGCGGAGUAGCACCGCCUCCUGUUGCGAGUCUCGAAUCAGCUCCUUUGCAUGGGACUCUGAUAGAAGCGGAAGAAAAAGAUCAGCUUGUUACGAGUAACGAUUUUGAACAAGAAUAA